Molecule: messenger RNA, 5615 nt
Organism: Anarrhichthys ocellatus (wolf-eel)
Lineage: Eukaryota; Metazoa; Chordata; Actinopteri; Perciformes; Anarhichadidae
Gene: tacr1a
Product: tachykinin receptor 1a
Exons: 5
Coding region: 302-1603 (433 amino acids)
Biological process (GO): positive regulation of flagellated sperm motility; G protein-coupled receptor signaling pathway
Cellular component (GO): plasma membrane; sperm midpiece
Molecular function (GO): substance P receptor activity
Source: RefSeq, a predicted model, not a curated record
ACAGAGCGGAGAGGACGGAGCACAGAAUUGUUUUUGCGCGUUUUUACGCACAGAGAUAAGUGACAGUAACAUUAGUUUAAUAGAUAGUCAGGUGUAAUCGUAACGUCCACAUGUGUUACUUAUACUGAAUCUAUUAUUUCCAAGAAAAAGUCUCUAAGUGAACAUUCCAACAGAGCGCGCAGCCGUCGUGCUUUUCUUAAACUUUGGUCCCUUUGCAUUUGCCACCGGAGUUGUCUUGUUAUGAAUUAGGCUUGUAUCCAGUUGGUGGGUUUUAAAGUGACUUUCGGUCUUAAACAGCAAAAUGGAUCCUUUUUUCAAUGUCACCAAUGCGCCAGAUUGGACCACCGGCUCCAACGACACCAACGGGACCACGAACUGGAACCAGUUCGUGCAGCCAGUCUGGAGAAUUGUGCUCUGGGCCAUUGCGUACAGCAGUAUAGUUAUUGUGUCCGUGGUAGGCAAUAUCACAGUGAUCUGGAUUAUUAUGGCGCACAAACGCAUGAGGACCGUCACCAAUUAUUUUCUUCUGAACCUGGCGUUCGCUGAAGCCUCCAUGUCCGCCUUCAACACGGUGAUCAACUUCACAUACGCAGUGCACAAUGAGUGGUAUUUCGGACUGUACUACUGCCGCUUUCACAACUUCUUUCCGAUCGCAGCUGUCUUCGCCAGCAUUUACUCAAUGACCGCAAUCGCUCUGGACAGGUACAUGGCCAUCAUCCACCCUCUGCAGCAGCGCAUGUCCUCCACAGAGACCAAGGUGGUGGUGGGAGUGAUCUGGGUGCUGGCUCUGCUCUUGGCAUUCCCUCAGUACUACUACUCCAACACGGACCAGUACCCCGGCCGGGUGGUGUGCUACAUUGACUGGCCCAAAUACACCGUGUGGGACUUCAAAAAGAUGUACUAUGUGUGCGUGGCCAUCCUGAUCUAUUUUCUUCCACUGCUGGUGAUGGGUUGUGCUUAUCUGGUGGUGGGACUGACUCUCUGGGCCAGCGAAAUCCCCGGAGACUCUUCUGACCGCUACAAGGAGCAGCUUAUCGCCAAGCGCAAGGUGGUGAAGAUGAUGAUCGUGGUGGUGUGUACGUUUGCCAUCUGCUGGCUGCCCUACCACGUCUUCUUCCUGCUGCACCAGGUCUUUCCUGCCAUAUUUGAAAAAACAUGGCAGGAAAGGUUUAUCCAGCAGGUUUACCUGGCUAUCAUGUGGCUGGCUAUGAGCUCCACCAUGUACAACCCCAUCAUCUACUGCUGCCUCAACGACAGGUUUCGUGCUGGUUUUAAACAAGCUUUCCGCUUCUGCCCAUGUGUCCCUCGAGGCUCUUACGAAGGCCUGGAGCUCAAGUCCACUCGCUACCUUCAGACCCAGACAAGUGUUUACAAGGCCAGCCGGAUGGAGACCACCGUGUCCACUGUUCUCCAGGUUGGGGAUGACAUGGAGCAGCCCAAGGUCAAGGCAAUAGCGGCUCCACGGCCGGGUGGGGCUGUGGUGGGAGCCGGACCACAUAACUCCUCCGUGGACCUCACGUCGAAUGGGUCAUCGUCCCGGAGCGUCUCCAAAACCGUAUCGGAGACGUCCAGUUUCUACUCGAGUAACAACCUGCAGGAAUAGACUUCACACGAAGGUGGCAUUUUGCCAGACAGCAGGGAGAGAGAGUGAGUUGGUUGUGUGUGUGUUCAUGCAAAAGAACAGUGUGUGUCUGCCAGUGACUGUGGGGAAGUUUUUGAUGAAUGCAUUUCUAGUGAUUUCACUGGAACAUCGUGUUAGGUCGUUUGCAAGUGAGACUCUCAAGUUGCUGUUCACUGAUUGCUGUCGUCACCCACAACACCCUUGUAAAAAGGACUCAUGCUGCUCGCUGUAAAUGAUCAACUGCCAUUAGAAAGGUUUGCUCAAAAAAAAAAAGUGAUGAAGAGCACUUUGAUGACAUGAGCACAUUCCAGUUCAAAGGCUAAACUGAAGCAUAAGCUAGCACCUCCGAUCUUCAGAGCCUCUGCUUGUCACACCAGCCUUCUCUCAGAGCAGAGUGAAGGUUCACACAUCCUCAGUCACACAUGCUGUGUGACUUCGCAUAGUCUAUUUUGGAGCGGAGCUAUGACAUGAGACCAGCAUGCUGUGAACGCAACGGCUCCUCUGUUUUAACAGAGGUUUUCUCUGCGAGGAGACGGGGUGUGGAGACCGCUACAUCUCUAAUGGAGGAAAUGGAGGAUCCCCUGCAGGCGUGCUGAAAAGUUCAGCAAUCACCUGAAACGCAGGCAACACCUGGCUCAGCUUUCAUCGAGCUAAACAUUGACUUCAACAACUGAAAGCAUCAUCUCUGAAACGUAGAGGAGCUCCAAAUGCUGAAGAUGCAUUCACACCUCAACCCCAGAUUUUGUUUUCUGUGACACCACUGCACCCGAGCAACACUGGUGUGUAGCUUAGAGAUCGAUCUGCAAUAGAGAGCAGACGAAAUGUUCCAGUUUCCCAUAGAAUCAAUACAGUUUAAUAUAAUAAGUGUUGCCUCAGCUCCCUGUCUGUGUUGCUCGCUCCACCUUUAUAAGACACAUGACACUGGUUCAUGAUCUGAAUACAAGGCCACACUUUCAAACUGGGAAAUGUUCAUAUAACUCUCAUUAGCUGCUCUACCCUUCCACCUGGCAGUAACAUGCACUCUGUGACUUAAUGUGAUGUGGCUGGAUUGCAUUUUCUUGUCACCUGUUUCAUUUGUGUGCUUUUUCUUGGUAUUUCUGUGUUUGGUAAUGUGGCUAAAGUCAUGUCUGACCUCCUCUGCACGUAGUUGAGGUGAUCAGAUCUUCGCCUCUCUUAAAUAUUCAUAUUUUAUAUGCUGUCCAUCCACUCACACGAGUUGCAUGUUAGUAUCAGGUUUAAAGGGCUUUGUAGAUGUCGCAGCCUAGAAUGUGCACAGGCAGCCUGUUCGCCAUAGCUCUCGAAUGUGAGGCGAUGUGCCUUGCUGUGCAACGUAUUGUCUGUAAAAGGGCGAGGGUAGCAGAGACGCCGCUCACUCUGCAGGGGUCCAGGAAAAGGUUGGUUAGGUAACUGGGCCUACGGAAGCCCAAUAGGACAUACUGUCUUAACCUUCUAUGGUGGAAAAUACACACAUACACAUAGGUACACACACAAACAUAACUACUGUAAAAAUUGGUAAGCUUGACGUGAGGUUUUUAGUGAAAACAUAUGAAGCUUGUCUUUGUACUACAGUGGCAAAUAACUGCAUUAGUUUCAACUCAUAUCAUGACAAUCACUUCAUGGUUCCAUGCAUAGUUUGUAACAGUUUAAUGGAAGCCAGAAUAGUACAAAUAUCCUGGAGUGAGUUUAAUUACUAAAUCCUUAAGAUUUACAUAUUUUGAUGCAAUUCAAUAUCUUUCGGCUGACCAGAACAAGCUACAAAGUUUGCCAAAAAUAAUGCCAAAAAUAGAGGAUGAAAAAUGGACCACAGCACAAAGAGAGUACCUGUUCGUCCAAUAUUCCUGUUCAGCUCAAUAACAGGUUCCUUUGUGAACCGGUAUUCUGGAGGAAAUUCAAUUGAGUUGAGUCUGUCCUAUAACUUUCUUCACAGAACUUGAUUAUUUUGCUCAAUACAUCUGACAAAGGCAGCCAUAAAAGUUAAACCUCUUUAAGUGUAAAGUUGAUUCUGGAUUAAAUGUUGAAUUGGAGAUUAAAGUUCUGAUGCAGCUGAAUUUAGAGUAAAAACUAACGUUGUGGUUUAGAUUAGCUAGUUUUAAAGUUUGUUGCGACACGAUUGAAAGUCUUAACCAUGAUUUAUUCAUUUUUAAAAAUCUAUCCUUGCUGGUGCAACCCUCUUUGCAAAGUAUUUAAAUGAAAAGUCACAUUUGUCUUGAAACGUUUUUGAAAAAUAUUGACUCAAUCCUUUUUUAAAGAUAGAUAUACACACGCAACCAGAGAGUUGUCACCCAUCAUUCUACAUUCUCACACACACACACACACACUACAGUCACCUCAUGACUCCUGGUCUAUUCUCAAAAGCUGUUGUUAUACAUUCCAGUGUCAGCUGACAUGAAACUGAGCAGCAGAUGAGAAGCAACACGAAUGUAUUUGAAUCAUUGAAACAUUAUAUGAAGCAUAACACUAACAGAAGUUUGUCUCGGCGACAUGGACACACAGCUAACGCUUAAAUACAAACAUGGUGCAGGGACAACAGGCGGUCACAUUCAGAGCAAAAAUAAAAUGGACAUAGAACAGACGGCAUUAAAAGAAACGCCUUGUCAUCAACAUGACAUUCCACUUUUUCACAGAGGCUAGAAUAUGAAAGUGAGACGUCCUACAGAGCUUUUGGGUCAUCAGUUCAGUGAUGAGAACAUUAAGAGCAUAGAUCUCUGGCUUCGAUGCGGCAUGCCAACAAUUUAACAUACACCAUGUUGAGUGAUAGUGUGGGACUUCCUAUUUGAAGGGAAGAAGUUUUGGGGAAUAAGAACUUUCACUGCAAUUAUAAUACACAUAGUAGGAUAAUGGGUUUGCCCUGAUGAUUCUUGAAUGAUGAAUGAUUAUAUCAUUUCAUCAUUAGAUGCUAUUUAAUGACGUAUCAUCAACCAAAUAUAUUACUGUGUUUAGCAAGUGAACACAGAGACUCUGGUUCUUUCUGUUAUAUACAGCCUGGGUACUUUAUUGUUAGCAGCAUCACAUCAUCUCGGUGGAUUAGUAGGAUACUGGUGGUUUAAAGCCCAUAAAAACUUGAUUUCAGUACAUAAUUAAGUAUAAGUAUAUAAAAAAUACAUAAAUCUCUUUAUGAAAUAACCACAGGGUAUUUUCAUGUAUUUAAAAACGUGGAAAAGAGAACCUGUAGCUUCUCCUGGCAACAGCAGUGACACACUAUGACUUGACCUUCAAGCAAUAGCUUUCCUCUGUUGUUCUUCUUCGGGCAGAAGCAUCCAAAGAUGCAAAUCAGCCUAAAAUGAUAUUGUAUAUCUUAAUGAGCAUCUGCAAAGGCAGCCGACCUUCUCAGGAUCAUUACAAUUCAACCACAGAGCCACAAAGAGAGUCAGCUGGGAGAGAACAAGAGCAGUGCCCUUGAUGUUAUUAGAACAUAGUUAUUCGAUUACAUUAUGAACAAGACCUGCACCCUUGAUGCCUCCUGCCCUGAUUGGAUGAUGUCAGUGAGUUGGAUAACAUGUUCCUUGUCUGCAUGUAAAUUAGCUCAUAUUUGUAUCACUAUCCUCACAAGGAUAGUGAAACAAAUAUGUUUGGGUAUGUGUGUGUGUGUGUGUGUGUGUGUUUACUGUAAGUGUAGAGCACCACUUUCCUUUUUUUAACCCAAAGGCAGAGGAUGUGAUUCAGUCACACAAACCAACCUUGCAAAGUGAAAUUAAUCUUGAUGUGAUUUGUCAGUGCAAUGUUAAAAUAUCAUAUUGAAUUUAAAUCUCAACGAAGCCUGUCAAAUUUAAUUACAGGGGCAGAUGACAGACAUAAUAUGACACAACAUAUUCGUGGUAUCCAUUAUAAUGUAGCGUCAGCUGGCUGAGUUAGUGAGAGGAAUAUAGAAGUAGAGUGAACUUAGACUCCAAAAGACUUUUAUAUCACCUCAUUGUCUUUUUAUUCAUUUAUUUUUCAUUUGACCACAGUACCCUAAUCAUAGCCAGCAAUCCAUGAAUAAUCCAACCCCCUGUGU